UUUUUUUGUCACACGUUCGUGGUUUUUUUUACUUCUUUUUUCUAUAUAUUUUUUUUUAUGGGCCAACACAAGAAAUCCAAAUCAUGGUCAGCUUUAGUUUCUUUUCCUAGUUUAACAACCUCAACAUCAUCAACUAUAAAGACACCUUCCGUUACCAAUGUGACUUCAUACCAUUCUUCAUUGUCUGGCGAUAACUAUAAGUUUCAACCAUCAGGAACAACCAUGAUGAAAUCCAAUUCACACCAACAACAUCCGUCCUCACCAUACAACAAUAAUAAUGGCGAAAGCAGUAGUGGUAGUAGUAUUAGUGUCAGUAGUGGUAGGAGCAGCAGCAGUAACAAUAAUAACAACAAGGACAAACGAAAUAAUGAUCAAGAUGACAAGGAUUGGAAUGAGUUUAAUAAUGACUCACUACCUGUGUUUUAUAUUUUCUCCACGCAAGCUUUGGCCGAUGAAUACGCAAGUGAGCAUACCAUUAUUCCAUUUACUGAUCCUCCCAGUUUCUCCUUGGAUCAAGCAACUUUACUGGCUGGUGUUUUGGAAUCUCUUCUUCGUGUGGUGGAUGAUAUUCCAGUGGAUUCAACGGAUAUGCAUGGCAGCGAUUCAUCCGACACCGAUGAUAGUUCACAUUGUAUGGAUAAUACAAUGCAGGAUAUCAGCAGCAGCACAAAUAGCAGCAUUCAUAGUGAACAUGAUGUUGACGACGAUCAGGUGAAUGGGCCUUGGAGCGAUGAUGCCAACGAUAUAUCGACUGGAGACAACAAUGAUGAUG
Molecule: messenger RNA, 772 nt
Organism: Halteromyces radiatus
Lineage: Eukaryota; Fungi; Mucoromycota; Mucoromycetes; Mucorales; Cunninghamellaceae
Exons: 1
Coding region: 278-715 (145 amino acids)
Source: RefSeq, a predicted model, not a curated record